Messenger RNA from Photinus pyralis (common eastern firefly), 846 nucleotides. RefSeq lists its product as uncharacterized. The record is from RefSeq and is a predicted model, not a curated record. The coding region runs from base 107 to 760 and encodes 217 amino acids. The transcript is spliced from 4 exons. Lineage: Eukaryota; Metazoa; Arthropoda; Insecta; Coleoptera; Lampyridae.
CCUAUUCAGUAUGUAGUAGACAAGAUGAUUUUCUGCGUACCUAUAUAUAAGCACCACGACAGCACAGUUAAUUCACUUUUAUUGGUGACUUCCAAAAAGCUUCAAAAUGAAAGCCUUCAUUGUCUUCGCCUGCUUCUUAGCAUGCAGUACCGCGUUCAGCGUACACAAGCCAGCUCCAGUGAUGGGACAGCGAGAGGAGAUGGAUCUUGCUUUCAUCAAGGAACAUUUUGAUAAGUUUGUAGAAUUCUUGAAACAAUAUGAUCCCGUUGAUGUUGAGAGUCAAACACUUUUUGAUAUUAUGGGAAUGUACGUUAAACUCAACAAGCUCCAUAUCGAAGGUUUCUCAAACAUGAAGGCCGACCUCUCCGUUGACAUCACUUUCCCCCAAUUUAAGGUGAAAUUCGAAUUCGAUUUGCCAGCAAUCUCAGGAUCCGUUGAGAAGUUCGAAUCCACUCUCCCCUUCAUUUUCGGUGAAGGUGGUGCCAACUUCGAAAUGAAGAACGGCCGUGUUUCCGUCGAGAUCGUCUACGACUUGAUGUCUGGUUUGAAACCCACCCAAGUUAUGAGUUCAGUUGAAAGCGCAAACUUCAAAAUUACUGGAUUCAAUAACGACGAGGUAUUGAGCCAAACCAUUACCGAAGCAGUCAAUAACUUCUUCAACAACACCCUUAACAGCGCGGAAACCCACAAAAUUAUUGGAACGGUUGUGGACACCAUCAUUAACAUUGUCUUAGAAGUGAUGAAGAACCAGGGCAACUAAGUUAUACCUGAUUUUGAAUUAUCAAAUUGCACACUUAGUUGUGUGGCAUUUUUUACGCAACUUUGCAUAAUAAAUGUAUGGACUUA